This is a messenger RNA of Aspergillus piperis CBS 112811, 3018 nucleotides long. RefSeq names its product M28 family metallopeptidase. Lineage: Eukaryota; Fungi; Ascomycota; Eurotiomycetes; Eurotiales; Aspergillaceae. The transcript is spliced from 2 exons. Bases 199 to 2865 code for a protein of 888 amino acids. The record is from RefSeq and is a predicted model, not a curated record. Gene Ontology annotation, molecular function: carboxypeptidase activity.
CCCUCCUAAUAUAUUUUAUAAAGUACACACUCUUCAUUUACACAUUCACCUCCUUUGUCGUUCGUUCCCGCCCCUCCGAUCGGGAGCAUGGCUGCAUUGGCUGUCACUCCUUUCUCAUCCAGAUCAUGAUCCCGCUUAGCCCGGUAUCUGUGAGACUACCCAACUCGCACGGCUCUCGGGAGCCCCAUAUCACCCGCCAUGGGCAACGACAAUAAAUUCGAAUAUGAAGCCCUUCCAAUCCCAUCCUACGAAGAGGCCAUCGGCGCUCGCCCGGGCUCUUCCCGAUCGCACCUCGAUUCUUCCGAAGAAGUGAGCGACAAUACCGAAAGACAAGGCUUGCUCCAGCGCGGUCCCCAAACGGGUGCCCGCGGAGAGACUAGACCUCAUGGAUAUCACCCUCCCACCGUCGAGUCCGCUCGGAAUAGCCUCGAUGACCUUGAGUCCGGAUCUGGAUCGGAUAGGGGCUCGUUGGAGGAGUUACAGCGGGAGCUGGCCCAGAUGGACGUGGAGGACGCUGGUCAGCAAACCUCAUCUCAGCGAUCUCGCCUACGGUCGCGGUUCUCGAAGCGAUUCAACGACUUGACUCGUACAUUAUCCUCGUUCAAUCUGCCGUUUCGCCGUUAUUUGCCAAGCUUGCCAAAUCUCAGGUUUACCGUCUACCUAGACGAUGCUCGGUCGGGCUUCAAACACAAUGGAUGCAUGAUCUUGCUGCGUGUCUUUGGAUUGCUUCUAGUCGUCACCAUCGUGUACAUCUUCUUCAUUUCGGACCUAUUCAGCAUGAACAACCGUUUUAUCAUGGGUCAAUCCUACAGCGCCGCGUCCGUGGAGAACUUCGUACAGGGUCAUAUUAAUGAGACGAGCAUUGCAGAAAACCUGAGGAAGCUGACCGCAUACCCUCAUAUCGCAGGUACGGAAGGCAGUUUCGUUCUGGCGGAAUGGGUGGCAUCGGAGUUCAACAAGGCCAACUUCGACGAGGUCGAGAUGGAAGAAUUCCAGGUAUAUUUGAAUUAUCCCCAACAAGACGGUCGGAGGGUGGCGAUCAUCGAUCCGCCCGACCUUGCCUGGAAGGCUACUUUGGAAGAGGAUAACGAACAGACCUUGGUAUUCCAUGGCCACUCGAAGUCGGGGAACGUCACUGGUCACCUCGUCUACGCAAACUACGGCUCCCGAGAAGAUUUCCAAUAUCUCAAAGAUCAAGGAGUUGCCUUGAACGGCUCCAUAGCGCUGGUCCGUUAUGGUGGGUCAGAGAGCGAUCGGGCCCUGAAGGUCAAAGCUGCAGAAUUGGCUGGUGCAGCUGGUUGUAUAAUAUAUUCCGAUCCCGCGGAGGAUGGCUUUGUCCGGGGUCCGGCCUUUCCAGAUGGACGCUAUAUGCCAGCAGACGGGACACAAAGAGGCGCUGUUAGUUUGAUGUCAUGGGUGGUCGGUGAUGUACUCUCGCCAGGUUUCGCGUCCACACCGGAUGAGAAAGUGAGACUCAAGCCGGAGGAUAGCAAGGGGUUGACGGCUAUUCCUAGCAUUCCUCUCGCCUGGCGCGAUGCCCAAAGGCUCUUGCAGGUGCUCAAGGGCCACGGUUCGAAGGUGCCGGCCAAGUGGGUUGGCGGUGUCCCGGACGUGAACCAGUGGUGGACUGGGGACGCAUCGUCGCCCACCGUCAAUCUUAUGAACAUCCAAGAUGAGGUAGAAAGACAGCCUAUCUACAACGUCGUUGGAAGGAUUAUCGGGUUGGAGCAGCCGGAGAAAAAGAUCAUUGUUGGUAACCACCGAGACUCGUGGUGCUUGGGAAGCGCAGAUCCGGGCAGUGGCACGGCUGUGUUCCUUGAGCUGGCUCGAGUUUUCGGGGAACUGCUGACUUUUGGCUGGCGCCCACUACGCACCAUCGAGUUUAUCAGCUGGGACGCUGAAGAGUACAACCUCGUUGGCUCGACAGAACAUGUUGAAAAGGAGUUGCAAGCACUUCGUGAAAACGCAUAUGCCUACAUCAACGUCGAUGUGGGUGUAAGCGGCAAAGAAUUUGACGCCGCAGGAAGUCCGCUUUUCGAGAGCGUCAUUAUGCAGAUCCUCGGUCGCAUAUCGGAUCCUGACAGCAAUGAAACGCUCAAAGAUCUUUGGGAGAAGAAGAAGAAAAGACUCGGACCUCUUGGUGCUGGAAGCGACUACGUCGCUUUUCAGGACAUCGCUGGAACUUCUAGCGUUGAUUUUGGAUUUAUCGGCGAACCUUUCCCCUACCAUAGCUGCUAUGAGAACUGGGACUGGAUGACCAAAUUUGGUGACCCCGGAUUUCAGUAUCACAAGAUUUUAGGACAGUUUUGGGGUUUGUUACUUCUGCAACUUGCAGACAGCCCCAUUCUGCCUUUUGACUUGGAGGCAUAUGCUGCCCACCUUGGUGGCUAUAUUACUGGCCUGGAAAGUUAUGCCAAGUCAAGGAAUGUCCCAACUACCGAUAACAAUCAGAACGCCGCUCAGGACACCUCUGUGACAUUCAAGCCCUUGUAUGAAGCGGCGGCAAAGUUCAAGGACGAUGCGUCUCACUUUCAGGAGUGGGCUCGGGUCUGGCAUGAUGCUGUUUGGGGAGCUGGUGGGUUUGAGAACAACGUGGUUGCUGUACAGCGUCUGGCACAUAAUACGCGGCUGGCUCAUUUCGAAACCCAUCUUCUCGACGACAGGCCAGAUGGCGGCGUUCCCAACCGCACACAAUUCAAGCAUGUCAUCUUCGGCCCUGAACUCUGGUCCGGCUAUGACCCUACUCUCUUCCCUGCCAUUCGAGACAGCAUUGAUUCUGGCAAUUGGACGCUAACUCAGGAGUGGAUUGACCGGGUCUCCAAUAUCAUCAGCGACGCGAGCGAUCAUCUCGUCCAUAAGAACUGAUCAUUCCACUGCCAGGCGGACAACCCCAUCACUUUCUCCUAUACAAUCUUGUGCCUCAAUCUACCUCCUUGUCUUUCUACCGCCAAACGACGACCCGAUACUGUCAUAAACUCAACGCCCGCUAUACACACCAUCUCCGACCCUGCACAGUAU